Anoplophora glabripennis (Asian longhorned beetle) is the source of this 946-nucleotide messenger RNA. RefSeq names its product sodium/potassium-transporting ATPase subunit beta-2-like. Gene Ontology annotation, biological process: potassium ion import across plasma membrane; intracellular sodium ion homeostasis; intracellular potassium ion homeostasis. The transcript is spliced from 3 exons. Gene Ontology annotation, molecular function: ATPase activator activity. Lineage: Eukaryota; Metazoa; Arthropoda; Insecta; Coleoptera; Cerambycidae. Gene Ontology annotation, cellular component: sodium:potassium-exchanging ATPase complex. The coding region runs from base 1 to 597 and encodes 198 amino acids. The record is from RefSeq and is a predicted model, not a curated record.
AUGCGAUUUGCAUAUUUUCUUUUCAUUUCAGAGUAUUAUUUCCCCAGCAAAAUAGCAAAGGGCAACGGCCAAACGAAACCGUGUUCGCAUUCUGAUUACCCGUCAAUGGGAGAAGUCUGUGAGGUGAAUGUGAGGGAUUGGGGCGAGUGUAAUAAGGAUCAGCACUUCAACUACCACAAGAACUCCCCAUGCAUCUUUAUCAAACUGAAUAAAAUUUACGGCUGGACCCCCGAAUAUUAUGACGACCCUUUUAAUCUACCCCCAGAAAUGCCCGAAUCUCUAAUAAAUCACAUUAGAUCUAUAAACAAUACAAGAGAGAGGCAGAACGUCUGGGUGUCAUGUGACGGUGAAAAUCCAGCCGACAAAGAAUACCUGGGCCCAGUAACUUACUACCCUAAAGAUAUCCAAGGUUUUCCUGGAUACUACUUCCCUUACUUAAACUCAGAAGGAUAUUUGAGCCCCUUGGUUGCCGUCAAAUUCGAGAGACCUGUGUCUGGAAUUAUCAUCAACAUCGAAUGUAGGGCUUGGGCGAAAAACAUCAAAUACAGCAGACUGGAAAGAACGGGAUCUGUACACUUUGAACUAUUGAUUGAUUAAAUGAUAGCAAAUGGUUACUAGAACCCUUCGAAAAUGGCAUCACCAUCAUCAUUUCUUUUAAAAAUAUUUUUAAACGGAAUUCGUCUUCCACAAAAAUUCGAAUGAAUUACGUAUUUUUAUACUUUCAUAGAAUUUAACUGUGUAGCAACUGUCCACGUACAACUAAGAGUUAUUGUAGGUACAUCAUAUUUUAUUUUUGUGCAGCAUCUUUUUUGUUGUAUUUAUAUUAUUUUUUUUUAUUGUGUUCUUAGUGACUUUAAGUGUAUAUAUUAAUUUUAAAAUAGGUAGUAACCUUGUUUCUGUUAUUUACAUUUCAGUAUGUAAGUUUUUAAUAAAUUAUUCAAACGAG